AUGGGGAUAAGAAAUCACUCCACAGUGACCGAGUUUGUUCUUUCAGGAUUAACCGACCAACCAGAGCUUCAGCUGCCCCUUUUCUUCCUCUUCUUAGGGAUCUAUCUAGCUACAGUGGUGGGAAAUCUCGGCAUGAUCACAAUCAUUGCAUUGAGUCCUCAACUUCACAUUCCCAUGUACUAUUUCCUCAGUAGUUUGUCUUCCUUAGAUUUCUGCUAUUCUACUGUCAUUGUUCCCAAAAUGCUGACAGGCUUUUUAAACAGAGAUAAAUCUAUCUCCUAUUCUGGAUGCAUGGCUCAGUUUUUUCUCUUCUGUAUGUGUGCCAUUUCUGAGUUCUAUCUGUUGGCAGCAAUGGCCUAUGAUCGCUAUGUCGCCAUCUGCAGCCCCCUGCUCUACAAUGUCAUCAUGUCCCCGCGGGUCUGUUCUCUGCUGGUGGCUACUGUCUUCUCCAUAGGUUUUAUCUGUGCCGUGAUUUAUGACACUUCUUUGUUACAGUUGGAUUUCUGUGGCUCAAAUAUCAUUAAACAUUAUUACUGUGACAUCAUCCCCCUUAUUCAACUCUCCUGCUCCAGCACGUAUGUCGAUGAACUUUUGAUUUUUAUCAUUGGUGGAUUUAGUAUGGAGGCCACCAGCAUAGCAAUCAUCAUUUCAUAUGCUUUCAUCCUCUCCAGCAUCCUCCGUAUCCAAUCAAAAGAGGGCAGGUCCAAAGCUUUCAGCACUUGUGGGUCCCACUUGACAGCGGUUGUUAUUUUUUAUGGGUCUUUCAUGUUCAUGUAUCUCAAACCUACUUCUAGCACUUCAGUCAUUCAAGAAAAGGUGACGUCUGUGUUUUACACCAUUGUGAUUCCCAUGCUGAAUCCCCUGAUUUAUAGUCUGAGAAAUAAGGAAGUGCAAAAUGCAUUGAUGAAGCUCUUAAGGAGAAAAAAAUCUUCUUAA
Molecule: messenger RNA, 936 nt
Organism: Talpa occidentalis (Iberian mole)
Lineage: Eukaryota; Metazoa; Chordata; Mammalia; Eulipotyphla; Talpidae
Product: olfactory receptor 8D4-like
Exons: 1
Coding region: 1-936 (311 amino acids)
Biological process (GO): G protein-coupled receptor signaling pathway; sensory perception of smell
Cellular component (GO): membrane
Molecular function (GO): G protein-coupled receptor activity; odorant binding; olfactory receptor activity
Source: RefSeq, a predicted model, not a curated record